Arabidopsis thaliana (thale cress) is the source of this 855-nucleotide messenger RNA. RefSeq names its product Cytochrome b561/ferric reductase transmembrane protein family. The record is from RefSeq and is marked reviewed. Gene Ontology annotation, cellular component: membrane. The transcript has 4 exons. Bases 1 to 855 code for a protein of 284 amino acids. Lineage: Eukaryota; Viridiplantae; Streptophyta; Magnoliopsida; Brassicales; Brassicaceae.
AUGAAAAUCUCCAAAUCUCUCUGGAGUGUUAUGAUUUCUAUUCUCUUCUAUCUUACUUCUGCUCCACCAUUUGUGAUUUGCUCAUCUCUUGAAGUCACCAUUGAUAACCAUUCACCAAGCAAUCUCAAGACUAAAGGAUCCCUAGAACAAGAUAAGUUGAGUCAUCAAAUGAUAAAUAGCAUAAAGCUUCAUGGCAUUCUCUUAUGGGUUUCCAUGGGCUUUCUUAUGCCAGUGGGGAUUCUCUUCAUUAGAAUGGCCAAUAAAGCUCAUGAAAAUGGAAUAAAAGUUAAAGUGUUCUUCUACCUUCAUGUCAUUUUCCAGAUACUGGCAGUAGUUUUAGCAACAAUAGGAGCUAUACUGUCUUUAAGAACAUUGGAGAACUCUUUUGACAACAACCAUCAAAGACUUGGUUUGGCUCUUUAUGCUGCCAUGUGGCUCCAAUUCUUGACCGGUGUCUUCAAGCCCUCAAGAGGGAGCAAAAGGAGGUUAAGAUGGUUCUUAUUGCAUUGGAUACUUGGAACAAUAGUGUCAAUAGUUGGCAUAGUAAACAUAUACACAGGCAUACAAGCUUAUCAAAAGAAGACAUCAUUAAGUAGAGACUCAAGUCUUUGGACAAUCUUGUUCACAGUUCAAGUCACUUGUCUUGUCUUCUUCUAUCUAUAUCAAGACAAAUGGGAACAUUUUCAAAAGCAAAGAGUUGUUCUUGACGAAUUGGAUCAUCAAAAUAAUAACACAAAUGGAAGAAAUAACCAAAGCAUCCAAGUGGUAACGAGAAAUGAUCAUGAACAAAAGGUCAUGGUUCCUCAGCCUUGUCGCAAAAGUAAUGCACUUGUGAAUCUGUUUAAAUUGAUUUGA